CGGUCAGUAGCGUUCUAUGCGUGGAAGCUUCUCUUGCUGGAACAAUUUCAGAAUUCCGGCCAAAGACUUACGAUAGCAAGGAAGCUCAAUUGCGUGCACUGAUUGAGUCGAAUCAAACAGCUGACGUUACCAAACUCAUCAAGGAUGGUGUCAAUGUGAAUUUCAAGUAUGAAGAUGGCUCAUAUCCGAUAUUUGCUGCAGUAUAUUCUGGUGAUUUGGAUAUUGUGAAGUUGUUGAUUGAAAAUGGAGCGGAAGUCAAUCGAAAAGAUGGUUCUAAUCGAACAGCACUUCACUAUGCUGCCUUGGAAGCUAGACCAGAUAUCAUAAAUGUUCUCAUUGAAAAUGGGGCUACAGUCAAGAAUAAUCCAGCGUUGCUGCAUUGGGCCGUUAAAGGAGGUAGUGUAUAUGUUAUCAAGCUGCUGAUUGAAAAGGGAGCCAAUGUCAACGAUAACCAGGCAUUACUGCAUUAUGCGAUAAAUACCGGUCAUCCGGAAAUCGUAAAAGUUCUGAUUGAAAAAGGAGCAAAUGUUAAUGUUAAAUGUCGUAAUCAAAUGACACCCCUAAUUGUAGCAGUUAUGAAAGGUGAUAUAGACAGUGUUAAACUGAUUCUUGACCAUGGAGUUGAGAAAAUUGAUGACACCGACAAAGAAAGACACACGGCACUUUUAUACGCAUCUUCGAGUGGCAAUAAAGAAAUGUCGAAAUUACUCAUUCAAAAUGGAGCCAACAUGUUUGCUGCCGGAUUGGCGCAAUUCACAUUCUACAAAUGGGCCGAAGAGGACAGCUUUUUCUUGGAACAUCUCAAAGAAGAUAUCAUUGAAGUUAAUGAAAUGGAACAGAAGAAAAAAGCUGGAGCUACGUAAUCAGGAGACCUGAUAUGAAUUCCAAUUAGGAAUUCGGCGUACUAGACAAAAUCAACAGUAUAUCUAAGUUAGCCUAACCCUAACCGAAGUUUGAUUGUUCACAAAUCUAUUCAUUAUACUUAUGUACAUUAUAAUUAUUUCACGAUAUGAAAAACACUUCUUUCAUUCUUCAUGCCGUUUAAUACCCUAAUUUUGUGAAAUCUGGUUUCAAUAACCUCCAAACACCCAUGAUUUUAAUCUUAAUGUUAUCUAAAAAUAUUUGGCUUAUUAAACAUGACACUCAAAACAUGGACUAAAGAUUGAUCAGAUGAAAAACCUCUAGACGAGGUUAAAAUGGAGUGACCCUUCUGUGCGUGGAUUUACCACUCAAAAUGACUGAUAUCAUUUUGAGUGACGCUUUGACGCUGUAUAAUACAUAAUUGUGACAAUAUAAAUGACGUUGCUGCGAAAUAUACUGGAAUGUGGAAAUGUCAUAGUCAUGUGUUCAUAUUUUUGACAUUUGACAUUUGACAUUUGGACAUAGAAGCAACGAUUUGCAACCAUUAUCAUUUCGUAUUUAUUUUUAGAUGCUACAAUACGAUAGCAAUGCU
Molecule: messenger RNA, 1453 nt
Organism: Sitodiplosis mosellana (orange wheat blossom midge)
Lineage: Eukaryota; Metazoa; Arthropoda; Insecta; Diptera; Cecidomyiidae
Product: putative ankyrin repeat protein RF_0381
Exons: 11
Molecular function (GO): protein binding
Source: RefSeq, a predicted model, not a curated record